AGGUCUUUAAAAAAUUUAAAAUAUAUGAUUAGAAUUUAAAUCUCUGUCAAAAAGAUAUUCCAUUGACAUGUCCCAGAAGGAAAAGAACGUUUGAUCUGCGAACAGUGGAGCCCGAGUAGCCGGAAACUUUUCUCUUUGGGUAGCUCUCCAGCAGGGAUUUGGAGGUUGGUUCUGGAAAAGAGUUCUGAGAGAAAGAGAAAAAAGAAAGCUGGGAUUUUGCUGCUGAGGAAAUGGGUUGCAUGAACCGCAGUUUUUGUGUGGGAGUCUGUAUUGGGUUGAUGUUGAUUUCCACGGCGAGAUUUUGUGUCGGGGUCACUGAUCCUCUCGAUGUUAUGGCAAUUAAUAGCUUAUAUGUUGCUCUGGGGUACCCGCCACUUCUUGGGUGGCUUCUUGUUGGAGGAGACCCAUGCGGGGAUAAGUGGCAAGGUGUUGAGUGUGUUUUCUCAAACAUAACGGAACUACGACUUAGUGCUGUAAAUUUGGGAGGAGUAUUGGGCGAUAGCUUGGGAUACUUUGGAUCGAUCUUAGCAAUAGAUUUGAGCAACAACCAUAUUGGCGGGCCUAUUCCAUCAACUUUGCCCCUUACCGUCAGGAACUUUUCUCUUUCGAAUAACAAAUUCAUCGGAAGCAUCCCCGACGUUUGGUCCUCAGCAGGUCAAUUGAUGGACUUGUCAUUAAACAAUAACCUUCUAACUGGGGGAAUACCAGAUACCUUUCAACAGCUUGCUGGUUUGAUGAACUUAGAUCUGUCGAGCAACAAUUUAAGUGGUCAUUUGCCUCCCUCAUUGGGAAAUUUGUCAGCUCUUACCAAAUUGCACUUGCAGAACAAUCAACUUUCUGGGACCCUUGAUGUUUUACACGAUCUUCCCCUGCUGGAUCUGAACAUAGAGAACAAUCUAUUCUCUGGACCUAUACCUGCAAAAUUACUGAGUAUUCCAAAUUUCAGAAAAGAUGGAAAUCCAUUUAAUACUACAGUUAUUCCAUCACCCCCGACUGCAGCCCCUCCUCUUGCAGCGGCUCCAGCGGCAACAUACUCUGCACAAGCCCCUAGGCUACCAGCAAAUGGACGUGUUGUCCCAGAAAACCUGAAGCAUACAGGAGCCGGGGAAAUUUUGACAGCCAAGAGGGUCACUUGGAUUGCUGUUGUAGGGAGUUUAGUUCUUAUUGCAAUCGGGCUGUGCCUUUGUAAGUUGCGAUGCUUGAAAGGAAGGAAAGAGAAAAAAAAUGCUGAGAGGCAUGAUAUUGGUGCCUAUAAGGGCUCUAGAGAAAAGCUUAGAUACACUGAAUCUUCGGUUCCGCAAAAUGGUCUAAUGGAGAAAGUAGUUCCAAGAGAGACAGUUGUGAAACCACUAGAUAGGUAUGUAUUAAACAAUGGAAGAAAGGUUGGCACUCCAAAGCUUCAGAAUGAACAUGAGGUAGAUGUGAAAACAAUGUCUGCAGUUUCAAUGCAUAAGGAGGAUGAUGAGAUAGACACGACCAGCAUGGAUAUGAAUUUCUUGCCGCCACCACCUCCUCCUCCAUUCUUUCCCGUUGAGAAGAUCAGUGUGAAACCGAUGGUGCCUAUCAAAGUAACUACAACUAGAGAUCCCUCUAAGGGUCUGAACACAAGUUCUGUAAAACAUUUCACCGUCGCAUUGCUUCAGCAGUAUACAAAUAGCUUUUCUCAAGAAAAUUUUAUUGGAGAAGGCAUGCUUGGUAAUGUUUAUAGGGCUGAGCUCCCCGAUGGAAAGCUACUGGCAAUCAAGAAAUUGGACACUAAAGUUUCCAGGCAGCAGACUGAUGAGGAGUUCGUUGAACUAGUUUCUAGUAUCUCUAGACUUUGCCACCCUAAUAUUGUGGAGCUAGUGGGUUACUGUGCUGAGCACGGUCAGCGGCUACUUGUGUAUGAGUAUUGCAGAAAUGGGACACUUCAUGAUGCACUGCAUGUGGAUGAUGAGAUUCAUAAAAGACUUUCAUGGAAAACACGCAUCCAACUAGCGCUUGGUGCUGCGAGAGCCCUAGAGUAUUUGCAUGAGAUCUGUCAGCCACCCAUUAUUCACCGAAAUUUCAAGUCUGCCAAUCUUCUCCUUGAUGGCAAGCUUGAAGUUCGUGUCUCAGACUGUGGUUUGGCUCCUCUACUAUCAUCUGGUUCGGUGAGUCAGUUGUCUGGACGACUUCUCACUGCUUAUGGUUAUGGUGCCCCGGAGUUUGACUCGGGAAGUUAUACACACCAGAGUGAUGUCUAUAGCUUUGGAGUUGUAAUGUUAGAACUCCUCACAGGGCGCAAGUCGUACGACAGGUCACGGCCUCGGGGGGAGCAAUUUUUGGUUAGAUGGGCAAUUCCUCAGCUUCAUGAUAUUGAUGCAUUAGCAAAGAUGGUUGAUCCCUCAUUAAAAGGAGGGUAUCCGAUCAAGUCGUUAUCGCGUUUUGCUGAUAUUAUUUCCUCAUGUGUACAGCGGGAGCCGGAAUUCAGGCCAUCAAUAUCUGAAAUUGUCCAGGAACUCUUACAAAUGAUUUAGAGAAGAAGACAGUUGGAGUAGAAGGGGCAGCUUAGUGUGGGGAGCAUGCAGUGUUUGUGGAUUUUUUUCCUGGUAGUCACUCUAUAGAGGGAAGCCUCUUUAAUAUAAUUCAAAACUCAUUAUGAUUAUUGUUGUCCAUAUUGCUUAAAACAAUGUGACUAUUUAUGGUGAAAAGUAUGUGAUGUGUCAGUUUAGUGUUCA
Molecule: messenger RNA, 2699 nt
Organism: Alnus glutinosa
Lineage: Eukaryota; Viridiplantae; Streptophyta; Magnoliopsida; Fagales; Betulaceae
Product: protein STRUBBELIG-RECEPTOR FAMILY 3-like
Exons: 17
Coding region: 231-2498 (755 amino acids)
Biological process (GO): protein phosphorylation
Molecular function (GO): protein kinase activity; ATP binding; protein binding
Source: RefSeq, a predicted model, not a curated record